Lates calcarifer (barramundi perch) is the source of this 1517-nucleotide messenger RNA. It is a transcript of the gene ankrd29, whose product is annotated as ankyrin repeat domain 29. Gene Ontology annotation, molecular function: protein binding. The record is from RefSeq and is a predicted model, not a curated record. Bases 416 to 1171 code for a protein of 251 amino acids. Lineage: Eukaryota; Metazoa; Chordata; Actinopteri; Centropomidae. The transcript is spliced from 10 exons.
GUGGCCUGCUCAGUACCUCCGUGCAGCACUGACUGCAGAGGAUGAGCUCAGCUGACUGUCUGCCGGUUAUUAUGUCCCCGAACGGGCGCCGCCAACACCCAAACACUGUGCGGCAAAACAGGCGAGUGGCGCUCAGCUCAGCAUCGUCUUUAAUGAAUGAUUGCGCAGGAAGAAACAUGAGUCACGAAUGAGGUCUGCACGAUGUCUUUUAAGAAGGAAACACCCCUGGCUAAUGCUGUGUUUUGGGCAGCGAGGAAGGGGAACUUGGCUCUGCUUCAACUGCUACUUAACAGCGGUCGUGUGGACGCUGACUGCAGAGACAGUGUACGAACACUGCAUGUCCUGGCUGCUCAGCUGCACACUUUAACCAUAACCCACCUGUGGUAGGGAGACAGAGUACGGAACAACAGCGCUGAUGGUGGCAUCCUACAGCGGCCAUUAUGAGUGUGUCAAAGAACUCAUCAUGCAAGGAGCUGACAUCAACUACCAGAGAGAGACAGGUUCGACUGCCCUGUUCUUUGCCUCCCAGCAGGGACACCAUGACGUUGUGAAGCUCCUCUUUGAAUUCGGUGCCUCCACUGAAUUCCAGACAAAGGACGGUGGCACAGCUCUCACCGUUGCCUCUCAGUAUGGACACUCCAAGGUGGUGGACACCCUACUGAAGAAUGGAGCCAAUGUUCAUGACCAGUUGAAUGAUGGUGCCACCUCUCUGUUCCUCGCUGCCCAGGAGGGUCAUGUGACUGUGAUUCGUCAGCUGCUGGUGUCUGGUGCCAAGGUUAACCAAGCGAGGGAGGAUGGCACUGCCCCCCUGUGGAUGGCAGCUCAGAUGGGUCACAGUGAGGUGGUGAAGGUGCUACUCCUGCGUGGUGCAGACCGGGAUGCUGACAGACAAGAUGGUUCAACAGCGUUAUUUAAAGCGGCUUUAAAGGGACACAGCAGCGUCAUCGAGGAGCUCCUCAAGUUCUCUCCGUCGCUUGGCCUUCUCAAGAAUGGCUCCACUGCCCUUCAUGCUGCUGUUAUGGGUGGAAAUCUGCAAAGUGUUCUCCUGCUGCUCGGGGCCCAUGCAGACCCCACACUACCCAACAAGAAUAAUGAACUCCCUGCAGAUCUUACAAAGAGCGAUCGCAUCCUAAAACUUUUACGUCCAAAAAUCUUUAACGGAGACAGCUGAUGAAAACCCAGACUCCUGCCUUCAUGCCUGCCUGUAUCACACUGAUGUGUGGAGAAAAUAAAGCAACAACACAGUGUCAAAUCUACUCAAACACAACAUGUACUGUACAUGGUGCUUGCUUCUGAUUGCUGUCAUAUGUUGAAUAAACCUGGACUAAACACUGAGCAACACAAUGUGCAACCAAAAUACAUUUGUCUGCCACAUGCAUCAUCCCCUUUAUGCUGGUGUUCUACUGUAUAUGCAUCUAUUUUUGUUUACCCCCAGGUGUUGUAAGAUUUCUAGAUAUUUUGCACACUAUUUAUUUGCCUUUUUAAUAAAUGUAAUAAAGUGUAAAUUUGUUAAUUAA